Microplitis demolitor is the source of this 4980-nucleotide messenger RNA. RefSeq lists its product as uncharacterized. Gene Ontology annotation, biological process: transmembrane transport; monocarboxylic acid transport. The coding region runs from base 1364 to 4054 and encodes 896 amino acids. The record is from RefSeq and is a predicted model, not a curated record. NCBI's taxonomy places the organism in Eukaryota, Metazoa, Arthropoda, Insecta, Hymenoptera, Braconidae. Gene Ontology annotation, molecular function: monocarboxylic acid transmembrane transporter activity. The transcript is spliced from 4 exons.
GUGAGGAUGUCGAGUUGUCUUUUACAAAGAGAUUCUACGAGGUCAUAAAUUAAAAAAUUGCUCCGAAAAUAAUAUAAAGUUUAUAAAAAAGAAAAAAAAAUUUAAUCUCAAUCUCAAUACUAAUAAAUUACAAGGGCAAUAUUUUUUUAGUGUCAUUUAGGUUUAUUUUAUCUAAAAUUACCUAGAUUUAGUUUUUUAAAUUUAAUUGGGCAUUAAUACUUAUCACUAAGACAUUUGAUUAGACACGUUAAAUUAUAUUAGUCUAAUCCAGUUACUCGUAAAAUACAUCACGAAUUAAUUUCAUUUUAUUAAUUUUUGUUGUAAAUAUAUUUAUAUUUAAAUAUCUAAAAUCAUAUCACUAACAGUUCACGGUCAUUAUCACGAUCAUCAUCGGUAAAAUGAAGUCCAAACAAAAAAUUAAAAAAUUAAAUAAUUAUUUACAUAAUUUAAAAGUUAUGAGUUUUAUUAAAUAAAUAUAUGUAUACAUUAUUUGUACUUUAUGACCUGUGGACGAUGAUUAAAAUUACGGUUUCAAAAGAUUUACUCUUCUAAUGUCAUCGGUCGUUAGAAGAAUAUACGCGUAUCGUAGUAUGACCUAAUGAAGGAAGUUCUUAUUCUAUAGUUGUGUAGACAAAAGUACGUUUACUUAGAGUUCAAGUGUCGAAUGAUAACGUUUUAAAAUGAGCAUUAUGUUAUUUAUAAUAACGUCUACCCACGCACAGUCAUAGUUCAUUAUUUUUUAUACCUUUAAGAAAAUAAAGCAAUGACAUAUCAAUGUCUCUAUUGCGUACCAGAAUUUAUAAAAAGGGUCGAACUAAUAUCGUUCACCGGAUGGGUGCCUGGACUGAAAAUAGUUCUGUUAAGGUGGUGAAGGUGAUUCCAAACGAAUUCGACUCGUGGUUAAUUAACGAUAAUAAUAACAAUAACUAUAACAAUAAAAAAAAAAUAAUCAUUUCACCUGGUACAACAAUAGAUGAACGUAAUCGACCACGAAUUAGAAUUCGUCAACGGAUUGACCGUGAGUGCGAUGCUGAUACGUCUACGACGAAUAAAAAGCGGACGACGACGGCGACGAAGACGACGGCAAUUACUCAAAAAAUAAUUAAAACCGUAGAUAUUAUUUUAAUUAUCAACACAAUUAUUAAUACAAAGUUUGUCUUCCAUUUCUACGUGUUAAUAACUUCAUUAUUAUUAUUUACUCAUAACAUCAUCAAUGAGUGGUCAAUUUUAUCUACUUUCAAAUUGAAAACCAAAGCAAUAAAUUAUUUAUGCUUGUGUGUGUAAAAAAAAAAAAAAACAAUAAUAAUAAUAACAACAACAGACAACAGUUUUAAUUAAGUGCUUUAUAAUAAAUAUUUUGAGAAUGGACCCGAAUGUUUGGCCGAACUCAACUGAUAAUGAAUCAAUGAAUAAUUAUAAAGCCGACGAUGAGGGUGUAAAUAUUAAAUUCAAUUGGACUAAAGGAGACAUAAAUUCCGAAGCAUUAAACUCGGAGUUUGAAACUAGUUAUGUUAAAAGUGUCCAGCAAAUAAAUCGUGACGAUAAUAGUGUCAAUAUGAUUAAUAAAGAUCAACAAGAAGAUGAUAAUGAUGAAGAAGGAGUUAUAGGUUUUGUGAAUGAUAUUAUUUUUGAUCAAGUAAAACCAAAUUAUAAUAGUGAAAUAGAUGGUAAAAAUAAAAUUACCGCGCAAGAUAAUUUAAAACGACCAAAAAGUUUGUUUGACAGUAAAAUAAAAAAUGAUGAAAUAAUAGCAAAUGGUAAUAAUAAUAAAUGUUUAAGAGUUAAAUUUAGUUCGAAGAAACGAAAAAAAACAUCAUCGUCAAGAUCAAAAAAAGAAAUAAACAAAGAACAGCCAAGUCCGUCAUCUAUUUCAACAUCAAGUUGUUCACCAUCAACUGGAGUUAGUUCUGAUGAAGAUAAUUCGAGUUUUGAACAAUUUGCGGAAGCUCGUCCACCUGAUGGUGGAUGGGGUUGGGUUGUAGUUGCAGCAGCAUUUAUGGUUAAUUUAAUUGCCGAUGGAAUAACAUUUUCAUUUGGAGUUAUCUAUGUUGAAUUUUUAAAUUACUUUGGUGAAGGAAAAUCUAAAACCGCUUGGAUUGGAUCACUGUUCAUGGCAAUGCCAUUGUUGUCGGGACCAGUUGCAAGUUUUUUAACUGAUCGUUAUGGCUGUCGACGUGUUUCAAUAGCUGGAAGUAUACUUGCAACCCUUGGUUUUGUUAUAAGCUCAUUCACCAGCUCAAUGGGCGUACUGAUUUUCACAUUUGGAGUUGUUGCGGGUUUCGGAUUGUCACUGUGCUUUGUCGCAGCCGUUGUAAUUGUCGCUUAUUAUUUUGAUAAAAAAAGAUCAUUUGCUACGGGAUUAUCAGUUUGCGGUAGUGGAAUUGGAACUUUUAUAUUUGCUCCAGUGACACAAUAUUUAUUAGCCGAAUACGGUUGGCGUGGUACAACAUUAAUAUUAGCUGGAUUGUUUUUAAAUUUAGCGGUUUGUGGUUGUCUUAUGCGUGAUCUUGAGUGGACAACAGUACGUGCUAAAGCUAAAUGUGAAGAACGUAAACGUAAUAGAGAACGUAAAAGAACUAGUAGAUUACAAAGUUCAAGUGUUGAUUCAUUUUCAGCAAGCUUGUCUAUUAACACAACGACCCAAACACCUCAUACUAUUGGUAAUUCAGUAUCAGCAAAUCCAGUAGACACAGAUUGCCUUAGGCGAAUUAACAAAGAAGACAAUAAUGGUAAAUUAUUUUCUAGUCUUCUUACAUUGCCGACAUUUUUAAAAAAUGGUGAUCAAGUACCUCUUGAAGUACUUGAUCUUUUAUCAACACGCAAAGACGUAUAUAAUGUUUUAAUGCACAAUUAUCCAAGACUUUUGACGUCUUCACGAAGUAUAAGUGAUUCAGCAACUUUAAAUGAUCCUAUGAUUAAUUGUCCAACUGUCAAAACAGGAAGUCCUCAUAGUUUAAAUACACCGCAAAUAAAUCAAUAUAGAAAAAAUCAACAGCCAAAACAACAAAAUCAACAACAGCAUCAGCAACAACAUACAACAGAAAAAUUUAAUAAUUCAGUGAAAUUGAAUUCCGAUAAAAUUUUCAAUUCUGAACAACAAGACAACGACGAUAUUGCCUUUAAUAUUGCAUACCUAUGGUGGCUCAAUAAAAAUAAAGCUGAUUGUUCUUUAAAAAGAUCUGCAACACUUGAGGCACAUCGUAGAGUAGCACCAGCAUAUUUGAGAAAUGUCAGAGUUCACAGGCAUAGUCUUACAUACCGCGGUGCCAUGCUCAACAUCAACAGAUAUCGUUUAAGGGCAUCUAGUUGUCCAGAUAUUUAUAGAAAUUCAAUGACAACAAUUGCUAAAACAAAAUUUGUUUGGUACUCAGGCCUUUGGGAGUUUUGGGAUUUACUUGUUGACAUGCUAGAUUUUUCACAUUUUGGUGUUUCGGAAUUUCUUUUAUUUUCUAUAAGUAAUUUUCUUUUACACACUUGGUACGAUGUGCCUUAUGUUUAUCUUACUGACAAUGCUAUUGAGAUGGGAUUCAGUGAAACCGACGCGUCGAUCCUCAUUUCCGUUAUUGGCAUCGCUAAUAUGUUUGGCGAGAUUUUUCUUGGAUGGGCUGGUGACAGAGCAUGGGUGAAUGCAUCGAUUGUCUACGCGCUUUGCAUGAUUUUCUGUGGUAUUGCUACAAGUUUAAUACCAUUGGUUACGAGUAAUUAUUAUGCAUUGUGCUCAGUAUCAGCAGCCUUUGGUAUAUUUAUUGCCGCAAAUUAUAGUCUUACAAGUAUCAUACUUGUUGAAGUUAUUACACUCGAACGAUUUACAAACGCAUAUGGUCUACUUCUUCUUGUUCAAGGGAUAGCUAAUCUUAUGGGCCCACCUUUAGCCGGCUGGCUCUAUGACAUCACUGGAACAUAUGAUUUAUCUUUUUAUCUUGCCGGAUUUUUUAUCGGUUUGAGCGGUGUUCUUCUUAUGGUAGUACCACUAAUGGGAUAUUAUAAGAAAUUUUUUAAGAGAAAAAAUGCUGACGUACCAAGAGAUGAAUUUGCUGAAAUAAAUAGUGUAUAAAAUUAAUAUUUUCUCAGAUAAAAUAACAAAUAUUUUACAAUCUUAUAUAUUAAACCGUAAAAAAUCAAUUAACGAUUUUUUUUAGUCGAGUAAUAUUUAUUAUUGCAAAAAAUCAUUUAUCAUUUAAUAGUUAAUUAUAUAUUUAAAAAUACUAUUAAUAGUUUAAAAUUUUAAAUUCAUUCAGUUGAUAAUAAGAACAAUAAUAACUGUAUUAGUUAAUUGUUUUAUUAUUCAAUAAUAAACGUGCAUACUGUUUUAAUAUUUUUAAUAUAUGUACAAUAUUAAUAGCGUGUUGUUGCUUGUUUUCGGCUGCUCGGAGAAGGGCUGCUAAUAUCGAAAGAAUCUGAUUGUAAAUUUAAAAAUUUUUAAUUAUUUUAUUUUGAAAAUUUAUUGACUAAUGAGAUUUUUUUUUCUUUAUUAAUAUUAAAUUAUCAAAGAUAUUAUUUGUCUCAAUGAUUGUCAUUAUCCGUGUAAAAAAAUUUUUCCGAAAAUGUUCUUGACAAUGAACUUUUAAAAUUGACAUUUUUGAAAUUUUAAAAUAAUUCGAAGUGUAAAAAAUUUUAAACUAGUGUAGAGUUUUUUUGCGGUCUUCGGGUUUUUUUUUUUAUUUUUUAAGCAAAAACGAUUUGAAUCGACGAUUUUGUGAGUUUAUAGUUAGUUUCAAUCACUCAUUUUUUUUGACUAUUUUUGUACGAAUACGAAACGUGAAAAAAAAAAAUUGACUUCCAAAAAUUUCGAAUAAAAAUAAAAAAAUCUUAAAAAAAUAUUUUCAAAUCAUUUUUAUUUUUUUUUUUACCUCAUAAUUCUAAUAUGAGUCGGGAAUUUUCAUAAUUUCCAAUUAAUUUCUUUCUUUUUAAUAUUCAUUACAUCCACAAAAAACUGUCAAAUUCAAUUAUUUUUAUUAAAAAAAAAAAAAAAAAAAAAAA